AGUAAAACAAGACGGCAGCGAAUCAUCUUCUCCCAGGUAACUUCCGUUCCUUCGUGUGUUGUACUUCCUGAUUAGUAAGGAACAUCAUAUGCACUUAAAAAGCACGUUUUAAAAGCAGAGUUUUGGCGUUAGAAGCUCAGUCGUACGCGGUCACGUUUGAACCAGUUAGCAGGACGUUUAGCUCGGUAGUUGUCAUGGAAACUCUCACUAAUUACUGAAUGCAUCCAGCUAGCUAGCUAGCAGCCUGAAAGUAUACACUUUUGAGGGGUUUAUACCUCUGCUGCUGGCCCCAAACAUGAGGAGAAUAUCCAGGAAGAAAGCUCUGACUCUGGUGAAGGAAUUGGAUGCUUUCCCCAAAGUGCCUGAGAGCUACGUGGAGACCACAGCCAGCGGAGGGACAGUCUCUCUGGUAGCUUUCUCCCUCAUGGCGGUCCUCGCCUUCCUGGAGUUCUUUGUGUACAGAAACACAUGGAUGAACUAUGAAUACGAGGUAGACAAAGACUUCACCAGCAAACUCAGGAUAAAUGUGGACAUCACAGUAGCCAUGAGAUGUCAGUACAUAGGAGCAGAUGUCCUGGAUCUGGCAGAGACUAUGAUUGCUUCAGACGGUUUAAAAUAUGAACCAGUCAAGUUUGAACUCCCACCAGAGCAAAAACUGUGGCAAAUGACCCUCCUGCACAUCCAGGAGCGUCUCAGAGUGGAGCACUCUCUGCAGAACGUUCUCUUCAAGUCUGCAGUGAAAGGACCUGUUCCUGCUCCGAGUCAAAGUGAUGAUGGCUCCAGUUCACCCAGUGCCUGCAGGAUACAUGGACACAUGUAUGUCAACAAAGUGGCAGGGAAUUUCCACAUCACUAUCGGCAAGUCCAUACCUCACCCCAGAGGCCACGCCCAUCUAGCUGCACUUGUCAGCCACGACUCUUACAACUUCUCUCACCGAAUUGACCACUUGUCUUUUGGAGAAGAGAUCCCUGGACUGAUCAACCCUCUGGACGGCACAGAAAAGAUCACUGCUGAUGCAAACCACAUGUUUCAGUACUUCAUCACCAUUGUGCCAACCAAGCUGAACACCUACAAAGUGUCUGCAGAAACACAUCAGUACUCGGUCACAGAGCGGGAGCGCGUUAUAAACCACGCUGCAGGCAGCCAUGGAGUCUCAGGGAUCUUCAUGAAAUAUGACAUAAGUUCACUGAUGGUCAGAGUCACCGAGCAGCACAUGCCUCUCUGGCAGUUUCUCGUCAGACUUUGCGGCAUCGUUGGAGGCAUCUUUUCCACAACAGGCAUGAUCCACGGCAUGGUGGGAUACGUGGUCGAUGUGGUUUGCUGUCGUUUCCAAAUGGGGGUCUACAAACGGAUGGAUGCUCCUCCAAGCAAACAAGGAGACGGUCAGCUUGUACUUCCUACAGAAAGUUACUCUGAGGAGUGAUGGGAAAACUUUUCUUCUGAGCCAGGAGCAACAAGAUGCUGCGUUUACGUGGGUCACUUAGAGUUUUUUAAACUUGGCCGUGUUUGUAAUUUCCUUCUUUGUAGGACUUUUUCAGAUAUGACUGAUCUCGCUCUUGUAAAGGAUUGUAAUUGGUACCGUGAACAAGUAACCAGAAGCUGAAGUUUUCAAUAGACAACAUGUGUAGGCCCAGUUUCUGUAAAGCCUUUUUUUUUUACCAGAACAAUUUUCUGAUUUUUGAACAGUUAUGAUGUUGAAACCCUGUAUGGGUGUACUGUGCCUUUAAAGGGGAAUAUUAUAGGAUAUUGCUUGUGUUAUGGGUGAAUUAUAAUUAUUGAAUUUCAAACUGAUGUUUGUGAUGCUUUGUCUUGGUUGAAAACUGAAUCACGUUUGAAGAAUUUAUUUAUUUGUGUUAACAUUGGAGAUUGUAAAGGAUUUGAAAUGUCUUUGUUUUUUUCCCCACUACAUCCCAAAGUCAGGAAUUAGGUCUGCGUUGUCAGUUUCUAAUCAUUCCAUAUUUGUUUCUUUUACCUGGGUACAAAUUUGAUUCAGUGAAAUGAAUUAUGUGAAACCUCAAAACUUUACGAUAAAGGUUUAUGAGUCAUCCUUUCUCAUA
Messenger RNA from Xiphophorus maculatus (southern platyfish), 2057 nucleotides. RefSeq names its product endoplasmic reticulum-Golgi intermediate compartment protein 2-like (gene ergic2). The transcript has 13 exons. The record is from RefSeq and is a predicted model, not a curated record. Bases 296 to 1423 code for a protein of 375 amino acids. Gene Ontology annotation, cellular component: COPII-coated ER to Golgi transport vesicle; membrane; endoplasmic reticulum. Lineage: Eukaryota; Metazoa; Chordata; Actinopteri; Cyprinodontiformes; Poeciliidae. Gene Ontology annotation, biological process: retrograde vesicle-mediated transport, Golgi to endoplasmic reticulum; endoplasmic reticulum to Golgi vesicle-mediated transport.